This is a messenger RNA of Oppiella nova, 1870 nucleotides long. The record is from the annotation of a GenBank genome assembly. Lineage: Eukaryota; Metazoa; Arthropoda; Arachnida; Sarcoptiformes; Oppiidae.
AUUUAUAAUAUACUUAUAAUAUAAAUAUACUUAAUAUUAUUAACGUUAAAAUGUUGUCAAUUAAUAUUUUAAUAAUCUUAGGUUCAGCAUGUUUGGCUAUAUAUUUAUAUUUGACUCGAAAUUACAAAUACUGGACGUCGCGAGGAAUCGAUGGCCCAAAACCCAUCAUAUUUAUGGGGACAGUAUAUCAACAGUUCUUUGCCUCACUCCCAGAGCUUGUCGUAUCAAACAGCAGAAAAUAUGGCAAAAUUCACGGGCAAUUCAUGGGUACAAUGCCUAUACUGGUGGUGGCGGAGCCGGAGCUCAUCAAAGAUAUCACAACUAAAGACUUCCAUAAGUUCUCCGACCGACACGACUUCCUAACGGGUGAUCCCAUGAACGACAGGUCAUUAUUUAACGUCAACGGAAACGAUUGGAAAAAAUUGCGAUCAAUCAUAAGCCCAACGUUUUCGAGUGGCAAAAUGCGUUCAAUGCAUACCAUUAUCAUUGAUUGCGUGAAGAGAUUGGAGACGAUUAUGACUGAGAAGACGGCCGACGGGUUGAGUGAAUUGGAGGUGAAGAGACUGAUGGGGAAUCUGACGAUGGAUGUGAUCGCUUCGUGCGCUUUCGGCACCAAAAUAGACACAUAUAAUGAGCGGAAAAGAAGUGAAUUUGUGGUAAACGCCGAGAAAGUGAUCAGACCCAACUGGAGGGUCUUCAUAUUUUUCAUGCUUAUGAAGACAUUCCCCAAAAUCCUUGAGUGGACUCAAUUCAAGUCCACUAAUGUGGUUGUCGACAGGUUUUUCAGAUCAGCGAUUAAUUCAAUGAUAUCGAGCCGUAAAUCACAGCCUAAUCGACACAACGAUUACUUGCAACUUAUGAUUAAUGCAUUCAAUAAAAAGUUUGAUAAUAACGAGGAAAAGGAUAUUGUCGGUGAAAAUGAGCGCAUUUACGGACAAAGGGAUGAAAGUGAAGACUUUCUGCUAAAUAAACAGAAGAUAGAGCUCACAGAAGACGACAUUUUGGCCAAUUCUGUGCUCUUCUUUGUGGCCGGUUUUGAGACGACGGCAUCCCUCCUCUCAUUCCUAACCUAUUCGUUGGCUCUGAACGAAGACUGUCAGCAAAAACUAUUUGACGAAAUUACAGACUUUGGCGGAAAGUAUGAUUACGAGACCAUCUCUAAAAUGCCGUAUUUGGAGGCAUGUAUUGCCGAAACACUCCGACUCUAUAACCCUUUAAGUGUGACCUUCCGUAUGGCUAAUGAAGACUAUGUAUUAGGCGACACAGGAAUUACAGUACCAAAGGGAAUGAUGGUUAACGUGGAUAUUCAAAGUAUGCACAGAGACCCCGAGUAUUAUCCAAACCCUGAUCGUUGGGAUCCGGAGAGGUUUAUGCCCGAGAAUAGGGACCAAUUGGUUCCAUACACUUAUAUGCCGUUUGGUUUGGGGCCCAGAAAUUGUGUGGGAAUGAGGUUUGCCUUAAUGGAGGCCAAGACAGCCAUCAUAUGUUUGGUGCAAAAGUUUAAGUUCAGCCGAAGUGCCAACACUGCCGUUCCCCUCAUUCCUAAGAAACACGACUUUGUAUUAAAUUGCGGCGAAAUCAAUGUCGGCGUUCAGCUCAGACACAAAUAAAUGUCUUUUCAUUAAAUGGGGAAAACGUGUACAAAAUGUUUGAGUGAAUGAGAAUCUUAUUAUUAAAUCUCUUAUUAUAAUCAUAUAUUGGGAUGCAAUCACCAAUUAUGUGAUUUAUUGUGACAAUUCCCUUUCAAAGCUUAUCUAUUAUUGAACCACUAAUAAGAUAUGUGUUGUGAGCCGUAAAAUACCCCAAACAACACAAGUAGCCAUUCAUUUAAGGAGAAUAUUAGCUUAUAGUCAGUUACGAUAUAAUAGUU